Eimeria acervulina is the source of this 831-nucleotide messenger RNA. Its product is annotated as Gag-pol polyprotein, related. Gene Ontology annotation, molecular function: nucleic acid binding. Gene Ontology annotation, biological process: DNA integration. The record is from RefSeq and is a predicted model, not a curated record. NCBI's taxonomy places the organism in Eukaryota, Apicomplexa, Conoidasida, Eucoccidiorida, Eimeriidae. The coding region runs from base 1 to 831 and encodes 276 amino acids. The transcript has a single exon.
AUGUUAGCUCCUGCACACCCAGAUCCAGCUCCUCACACCCGGGGGAAGCAGGCCAACUACCGGCAGUUGGCUAGCAUUCGUCGUCGCCCGCCUCGGACUCGUCCGCAGUCUCCUGCCGUUUCGCUCAAGGCCCACGAGUCCCCUCUUGACGGCACCGAGCCAUCCGCCAUUCUCCCAGUGCAGCCUGCAGAUUCCGCAACCCUGGAUUGGCCGGCAACUUAUGCGAAGUGUCUCCCCUACAACAUGGCGGUUCAAGCAGUCAGUGCAACCGUCCAGAUGGAAUUCCGCAAUCGCCUCCUAGCCUUCAGAUUUGUCACCCCUUUCCUCAGCGUUUGCAUACACGGCUUAUGGAGUAUAUGUGCUCCGCAGUCUCCUGAUUUCCUUACACACAUUCUAUAUAACCACUACGAUCACGUAACAGCAGGGCAUCGGGGUCAGAAGAAAACGUCCCUAUCUCUCAGCAAGCUUUACUAUUGGCCCGGCAUGCGCGCUUACACUACCGCCUACGUAAAGUCCUGUACGCAGUGCCGCGCCUCCAAGUCCCUCAACGACAAGCCUGCCAGCCUUCUCCAACAGUUGAUUGUUCCCUCCCGUCGCUGGAGCCGCGUCAGCUUGGAUUUCAUUACCGACUUCCCGCUUACGAAGACGGGACAUGACUCUGUCCUGGUGUUGGUAGACUCCCUUAGUAAGAUGGCACACUUCUUCCCCGCGAAAAAGAUAUUCACAGCCGCAGAUACCGUGGAUGCUCUCGCCGAUCGCCUUAUUCGUUAUCAUGGGCUACCUGAGGCCCUCAUUUCGGACCGUGAUCUCCGUUUCCAAUCAGAUCUAUGA